CCAUGCCAGGCUGAUUACAGCACCCAAAAACAAAUCUGAUGGUGAGCUACAUUCCUGGGGGCUAUGGUAGGCGAGCCCGGGGUUAACCUUGCAAGUGUCAGACAGUCAGCCUUACCAGUGCCGCCCCCACGGGCCAUAAGUUCCAGUACGUAAAUUACAAGAAAGUGUAGUGGCUAUGUCUCCUACCGCCCUCUGUAUUACCACGGCAGAACAAAAGCGGAGGAUUAUUUUCCUGCACAAGGAUAAACCAUCUUUGAAGCGGGGUCUCUCGGAUCGUAGCUCAAAGGGGAAAUCGGGAGUCGAUUUAUUCCGGACUAACGAGGUCUAUAUGGAGAGGACUAGUUUAACGGAAGAGGUAUAUUGCCUAUCGAACGUAUGUGCGCAUACGCAGCUGAUUGAGUGCUUAAUCUACAAUAUGUGUGCACACGUCGACUAUAAGAAUCCUGACCUCGCUACUCGGGUCAACCAUUUAUCCGAUCGAUCCUUAUCAUCAGUAUCUCAGGCGACCCACAACGAUCACACGUGAUCAAAAAUUGAGCUAACCCGAUUGGGAUGAUGCUUAUUCAUCCCUUUUUGUGUGCCUCCAGGUUCAGGAAUUCUAUUUCUGGUUUAGCCUGGAUCACGUGGGCCCCACGUGACGGCAUCUACGGUCUGAGAUACUUGAUGAGGAUCGAUCG
Molecule: messenger RNA, 677 nt
Organism: Aspergillus glaucus CBS 516.65
Lineage: Eukaryota; Fungi; Ascomycota; Eurotiomycetes; Eurotiales; Aspergillaceae
Exons: 1
Coding region: 176-526 (116 amino acids)
Source: RefSeq, a predicted model, not a curated record